Molecule: messenger RNA, 2226 nt
Organism: Perognathus longimembris pacificus (Pacific pocket mouse)
Lineage: Eukaryota; Metazoa; Chordata; Mammalia; Rodentia; Heteromyidae
Gene: C2H7orf25
Product: chromosome 2 C7orf25 homolog
Exons: 2
Coding region: 140-1396 (418 amino acids)
Source: RefSeq, a predicted model, not a curated record
CGCCGGGGCUCUGAGGCGGGGGCUGCCGGCCUGAGGUUUCGGGGUGAGGAGCCCGGCGGGUCUCGGCCUCCGCGUGCUCGCGCCGGCUUGCGCGCGCUCGCGGUCCUGAGCGCUGCGGGAAAGUAAUAAUGCUGCCAGCAUGUCUGCACACUCCAUGCUCUGUGAACGGAUCACCAUAGCCAAGGAGCUGAUCAAGAGAGCAGAGUCACUUUCCAGAUCGAGGAAAGGUGGGAUUGAAGGUGGUGCCAAACUGUGCAGCAAACUGAAGGCAGAAUUGAAAUUCUUACAGAAAGUCGAAGCUGGAAAGGUGGCCAUUAAAGAAUCUCAUUUGCAAAGUACAAAUCUGACCCACCUACGGGCCAUUGUGGAGUCAGCGGAGAACCUGGAAGAAGUGGUCAGUGUCCUCCAUGUCUUUGGCUACACGGAUACCUUGGGAGAAAAGCAGACCCUCGUGGUGGAUGUAGUUGCAAAUGGUGGUCACACUUGGGUGAAGGCCAUUGGCCGGAAGGCAGAAGCGCUGCAUAACAUCUGGCUGGGCCGAGGUCAGUAUGGUGACAAAAGCAUCAUUGAGCAGGCGGAAGACUUCCUCCAGGCCAGUCACCAGCAACCAGUGCAGUAUAGCAACCCUCAUAUCAUCUUUGCAUUUUACAACAGCGUCUCUAGCCCCAUGGCAGAGAAGCUGAAAGAGAUGGGCAUAUCUGUGAGAGGUGACAUUGUAGCUGUGAACUCCCUGGUAGAUCACCCUGAGGAGCUCCAGCCAAGUGAGAGUGAGUCCGAUGAUGAAGGCCCAGAACUUUUACAGGUUACCAGAGUCGACCGAGAAAAUGUGCUUGCCAGUGUUGCUUUUCCCACUGAGAUUAAAGUCGAUGUGUGUAGGAGAGUGAAUCUGGACAUUACUACUCUAAUCACUUACGUAUCUGCUCUCAGCUAUGGAGGCUGUCACUUUAUCUUCAAAGAAAAAGUACUCACAGAACAAGCAGAGCAGGAGAGGAAGGAGCAGGUUCUACCUCAGCUGGAGGCCUUUAUGAAGGACAAGGAGUUGUUUGCCUGUGAAUCUGCUGUCAAGGAUUUCCAGUCCAUUCUAGAUACCUUAGGAGGACCUGGGGAGAGGGAGAGGGCCACCAUGCUAAUUAAGCGAAUCAGUGUGGUGCCAGACCAGCCUUCCGAGCGUGCCUUGAGACUAGUGGCCAGUUCCAAGAUUAAUAGUCGUUCAUUAACAAUUUUUGGGACGGGAGAUACCCUGAAAGCUAUCACCAUGACUGCAAACAGUGGUUUUGUCAGAGCUGCAAACAAUCAGGGUGUUAAGUUCAGUGUGUUUAUCCAUCAGCCCAGAGCACUCACUGAGAGUAAAGAGGCUGUAGCCACCCCCUUACUGAAAGGUUACAUGAAUGACUGAACACUAAAAAUUGUCGUGGAAGUAAGUUAUUUAUACCAAAGGUUGGCCUUCCCUUCUUAACUGAGGGGAGUAAAAGAGGUUUAUAGUAAAAAAUGAUACUUAGAACCAGUAGACUUUUGUGUGUGUGUCAUCUAUAUUUGAAGUAAAUAAUCUCUUAAAGUAGAAAAAGCACAAGAGAUAAUUUUUUCAAGCUUCUUGCAGUUAGAAACAAUACAUCAGGGCUUUUAGCCAUCUCAUGAUAGGUUAGUUUGAUGCAAUGUGGUUGCAUAAGCCUCUAUAGCUAAUCACACACAGUUUUGUGGAAUCUGGCUACACUGGGCUGUCUUGUGUUCAUUAAAUAUCUGGAGAAAACUGCAACUUGGUUUUUCAUUGUAUUGGUUUUAGCAGUUGAUGUGGGUUGAGACAGAUAUAAAAAUGGAUCCUUUUAGAUUCUAAAGUCAAUACCCAUUUUGAAUGAAAAGACAUGUACUUGAGGGCUAUGUGGCAGGCACAGUCUGGUAGGUAUGUUUACAACAGAAGAAAAACAAUUCUGGCUAUAGUCAAUACUGUAAACCUCUUUGUACACUUUUUUGUGGAAAGUCUUACAUUGUACUUGAGUUAAAUGUCAAUUUGAAUAAAUUAGGAAAGAAUUUAUAUAGAAUAUUUUUUGGAAAUCAUAUUUUACUCAAUUUAUCUAACCCAGCCACAUAGUGCAAGUCUUCAAAUUAUGAAUAGUACUUUUGCAUCUCCAUUUGUAAGUGGCAGCUGUAUCCAUUACCCCACGAAAUAGUGCUGAGAGAAUCUGUGCCACUGUGUAAUACAGGUUGUCAUUAAAAAUUUAUAUGACUGCA